This is a messenger RNA of Sinocyclocheilus rhinocerous, 3692 nucleotides long. RefSeq names its product periostin, osteoblast specific factor a (gene postna). Gene Ontology annotation, biological process: extracellular matrix organization; cell adhesion. The record is from RefSeq and is a predicted model, not a curated record. Gene Ontology annotation, cellular component: extracellular matrix. NCBI's taxonomy places the organism in Eukaryota, Metazoa, Chordata, Actinopteri, Cypriniformes, Cyprinidae. Gene Ontology annotation, molecular function: cell adhesion molecule binding. Bases 135 to 3284 code for a protein of 1049 amino acids. The transcript is spliced from 22 exons.
CUCCGUCAGUGUGUCAUUGUGUGUGUUUGAGACAGAAAGAGAAGGGGAGGGCUGCUAUAAAGGCCGGUUCCCUGUUGCUCGCUCCCAUUCCUUCUGUUUUUUCAGUGGGUUUGAUCUGCAGGGUAUACUCCAGUAUGAUACUCCUGUUUACGGCCACCUUUACCAUCCUGGCGCUGUCCUCCCUGGACCAGGUGGAGUCUUCAGCGUAUGACAAGAUAGUCACACACAGUCGCAUCAGGGCUAAGAAUGAAGGGCCCAAUGUGUGCGCUUUACAGCAGGUCAUGGGGACCAAGAAAAAGUACUUCAGCACAUGCAGGAACUGGUAUAACAAAUCCAUCUGUGGUAAAAAGGCGAUGAUCUUAUAUGAGUGCUGUCCGGGUUAUAUGAAGUUAGAAGGGAAGCGAGGGUGCCCUGCGGCGGCUCCUAUUGACACUGUGUUUGGCACCCUGGAUCUGGUGAAUGCCAAGAUCACCCAACGAUACUCCGAUCAAUCCAAACUGAGGGAAGAACUCGAGGGAGCUGGAUCUUACACAAUGUUUGCACCCAGUGACGAUGCCUGGGAAGAGUUAGAUCCUACUUUGAAAGAUGCCUUGGUCAGCAGUGGAAACACUGAGCUUUACAAUGCACUCCAUUAUCACAUGGUCAACAAGCGUCUUCUCACCAAGGACCUGAAGAAUGAUAUGACCCUAGAGUCCAUGUAUAACAAACAAGGCCUCUAUAUCAAUCACUACUCAAAUGGAGUUGUCACUGUGAACUGUGCCAGGAUCAUUCAUGGCAACCAGGUGGCGACUAAUGGGGUUGUGCAUGUCAUUGAUCGGGUCAUCAGCGUUGUAAGCCAAACCAUCAAGGAUGUGAUCGAAUCCAACGAUGAUCUGGCUUCACUGAACACCGUUGCUUUGACAUCGGGUCUCCAGGGUCAACUGGCAGAGCCCGGACACUACACACUUUUUGCUCCAACCAACGAGGCCUUUGACAAACUAGACAGUGAUGUCCUUGAGAGACUUAUGAGUGACACAACUGUACUUCAAGCCCUUUUGAAGUACCACCUCCUGAACUCAGUGCAGUGCUCUGAGGCCAUUAUGGCGGGCUCCAUCUAUGGGACUCUUGAGGGCAGUAAUAUUGAGAUCGGAUGUGAUGGCGAGAGCCUUACAGUCAAUGGUAUCAAGAUGGUGCUGAAGAAGGACAUUGUCACCAGCAAUGGGGUCAUUCAUCUGAUCGACCAGAUGCUCAUGCCUGACUCAGCCAAGCAGGUGAUGGAGCUUAUAGGAAAAUCUCAGAGCGUCUUCAGUGACAUGGUGUCUGAACUCGGCCUGUCUGCCGCCAUGCAGCCUGAGACUGAGUAUACUAUUCUUGCACCACUGAAUGGAGCCUUCUCUGAUGAGGUAAUGUCCAUGGAUCAGCGUCUCCUGAAGAUUAUUCUAGAAAACCACAUUGUGAAACUUAAGGUUUCUCUGAGUGACCUCUACAGUGGCCAGCUUCUCGAAACCCUGGGAGGAAAACUCCUCCGAGUCUUCAUUUAUCGCACGGCUGUGUGUAUUGAGAACGCAUGUAUGGUCAGAGGCAGCAGAGAGGGCAGUAACGGAGUCCUUCAUCUCAUGCGAUCACUGAUCCAGCCAUCCGAGACAACCAUCUAUGAGCUGCUCUUGAAAGACGGACGCUUCAAAAUCUUCCUGUCUCUGAUGGAGAGUGCUGGACUGACAGAUCUACUGAAGCAGGAGGGAUCAUACACACUCUUUGCUCCUGUAGAUGCUGCCUUUGGCACCCUGACAGAGGAAGACAUCACUCUUCUGAAAAGCGACAUCAACGCCCUCAGGGUGAUCCUGCUCUACCACUUUAGCAAGGGUGUCUUUAUUAAUGGAGGCUUGGAGGGUGGAGUGACUAAUCUUCUCAAGACCAUUCAGGGCCACAACCUUCAAGUGCUGUCUGUAAGUCCCAAUGUCAAGGUGGUGAUUGGUGAACCAAGCAUCACCAAAGUUACACGUGUGAUCAAAGGAGAAUCAAUCGUCACCAAAGUUACACAAGUGAUUGAAGAAGAUCCGAACGUCACCAAAGUCAGACGAGUGAUUGGAGGAAAACCAAGCAUCACUGAAGUUACACAAGUGAUUGAAGAAGAUCCAAGUGUCACCAAAGUUAGACGAGUGAUUGAAGAAGAUCCGAGCGUUACCAAAGUUAGACGAGUGAUUGAAGAAGAUCCGAGCGUCACCAAAGUUAGACGAGUGAUUGAAGAAGGUCCGAGUGUCACCAAAGUUAGACGAGUGAUUGAAGAAGAUCCGAGCGUCACCAAAGUUAGACGAGUGAUUGAAGAAGGUCCAAGCGUCACCAAAGUUAGACGAGUGAUUGAAGAAGAUCCGAGCGUCACCAAAGUUAGACGAGUGAUUGAAGAAGGUCCAAGCGUCACCAAAGUUAGACGAGUGAUUGAAGAAGAUCCGAGCGUCACCAAAGUUAGACGAGUGAUUGAAGAAGAUCCGAGCGUCACCAAAGUUAGACGAGUGAUUGAAGAAGGUCCGAGUGUCACCAAAGUUAGACGAGUGAUUGAAGAAGAUCCGAGCGUCACCAAAGUUAGACGAGUGAUUGAAGAAGAUCCAAGCGUCACCAAAGUUAGACAAGUGAUUGAAGAAGAUCCAAACGUCCAAAUUACACGAGUAACUAACGGAGAUCCAAGCAUCACCAUAAUUAAAGAAGUGGUUGGAGGAGAACCAGGCAUCACCAAAAUUAGACGAGUUGAUGAAGGGAAGCCGUCUGUUACAAAGGUCACAAGGCUCAUUGAAACUCACAGUGCCUCAUCUGAUGGUGAAAUUGACGCUGAGGGAGAAAUCAAGAGAAUCAUGGGCGAAGAUGUAACCAAGGUGCAGAGGUUUCAGCGUGGUGACGUAGACAUCCUCCAGGACGAAGAUAUCAAACAAAUCACUGAUGCGAUCACUCGGGGAGGUGGACCAGGGAUCACCACCAUAACUAGAGUAAUCAAACCAGGGGUCCAGGUUGUUGAAACUGAACCAGGGCUCACCACAUUUACUAGAGUAAUUAAGAAAGACCCUCAGAUCAUUAAAGGUGCACCAGAUGCGGAAACCACUGUUACCAGAGUAGUUCGACCAGAACCGCAGAUAAUUGAAGGACCAGAUUUUUCAAAGAUUGUAUCUUUCAAGGACACUCCAGACCUCCUUGAAACAGAAUCAGAGAGAAUCACCAGAAUCAUCAAGGAGGGCCGUUAUAAAAAACGAGCUGCCAUCAGACAACCACAAGGAUCAAGGCGGAGAGUGAGGCAUCACUCCAGACCCAGACAGUGAGAUGAAUGAGGCUCACUCUACCUGAAGAUCCAAAGUGAAAGACAGUGUUGUAGAACAGUGUGUUUGUCCUGCAAAUACACUGUUACUUCAAACCGCAUUGAAUGUUUACACAUUACAAACCAAUGCAGUAAUAUCUUGGAUCUACGUGGCACACACCCCACUUCAACUCAGAUAAGGGCUACUUGAAAUGGUGGUGGUUAUAAAGAGAGACAUUGGUCAUUUUUGUUUGUUUGUUUUUUAAGCUGUUUAUAUUGUUUCUUUGAAUAUAUAUAUACUGUAUGAGCCUGUCAUUGAGCUUGUCGUGCACAUGAUAUUUUGUGGUGCUUGCAUUCAGAGACAUGAAUGCGUUUUUAUCUGUAAGGAUCAGCAAAUCUUUGGCUGUUGAGUUUACUUUAAAUUAUGCGGCUU